Messenger RNA from Tricharina praecox, 1701 nucleotides. RefSeq lists its product as uncharacterized. The coding region runs from base 195 to 1220 and encodes 341 amino acids. The record is from RefSeq and is a predicted model, not a curated record. The transcript is spliced from 3 exons. Lineage: Eukaryota; Fungi; Ascomycota; Pezizomycetes; Pezizales; Pyronemataceae.
CCUCACACACAGAAAGCCUUUGGAAUUUCGCUCUUUCAAUAUUCCUUCCUUGAGCUUUUAGAAGUCGCCCACUCUCGUUUUCGCCGUCGUCGCCGCUACUUAUUUAACCCCCGACAACACUCCCAACCACAACAACAACACUCAACAAUCAACCUUCACUCUCUACGCACACACACCGUUAAAUAAUAUUCACGAUGCAGCUCCUCACUCUCUCCACCCUCAUGGGCCUCUUGGUCAGCUCUGUCGCCGCCCACUCCUGGUUGGAGUGUGUCGACACCGUAGUCAAGAACAAGGACUACGCUAAGUCCCACCCUAGCGACACACUCGUGCAAACCUGCAACGGAUACCCUCGCAACAAGGUCCACAACGGUGACUGGAUCUCGGAGUCGUCCUACUACUCUUACAACUUCAACACCGAAUACGCUUGCCGCGAUGGACAGCGGACUGCGGGCCAGGCGGCCGGCGCGCCCAUGGCGACCGCGUCUCCCGGCGACACUCUGUUGAUGCGCUUCUGGGGCAACGGUCACUCCCGGUGGGACAUUGGCUCGCCCAACCACCGCGACCCCGGUCUCGUCCGCAUCUUCUGGGCCGGAAAGCCCGAGACUGAGAUCGUGCACGCUACCGAUCUGACCGAGGAGUACUGGAUCCCCGGUGCUCAGGGUAACUUCUCGGGCGACGCCGUCACCGAGAUCAACGGUAACACCAUGAACGAGAAGGCCAACUACUUCUCGUUCGUCCUGCCCGAGAAGAUCCAGAACGGUCGCCACAUGAUGGUCUGGUCGUGGGCGUGGAAGGAGUCGCUCGUCGACGGUGAGAAGGGUGACGCCAACGUGUACGACUCCAGCUGGGACAACGCGUGGGGUACUUGCUUCGACAUCCAGAUCGAGAACUCUACCUUCACUGACGAGGUGAACACCGACAUCCUGUGCAACAAGGCCGGCUACGACAAGGAGGCCGCCACCAAGAAGACUGCCACCGAGAUCUGCUCCAAGACUUGCUACAAGGGCGGCAUGGCCACCGACGCGAUGAAGUGCACUGGAACAGACUGCCCCCCCUGCUGGUACAUGAACGCCGACCAGGUCAACUGCUUCGACUACGACACCACCGGCAAGUGCCCGUUCUCCGGUGCGUUCGACUGCAAGAAGGGAGCCGCCGCCACUACCAAGCGCGACGUGCUCACCCAGCACCGCAAGCACCGCCGCCACAACCACAAGAACUAAGCGUUCUGUGUUGUGUCAUGAGUAGUCUGCUGUUUGUGUCUUGUUGUGUACUGUCUUGCUAGGAAUUGUUUGAUUGUGAUUUGUUGGGGAUCUCGGAAAAUAUGUCUUUUUUUCGCUUCACAUGUGUAUUUUGGUCCGAAUUGGAAAUGCUUUGGUUUUGUUGCUUCUUCACGGCGCUCUGAUUCCCUUGUUUUUGCGCGCUGUGAAUGUAUUUGACGGGACGGAACGGCUUUCCAUGCUUUUUUUUCUUUUUCCUUUUUCUUUUUUUCUCUGCUUCGACGUUCAUAUAUACAGAUAUUUAUAGUGUGUGGUGGUGGUCACUGGUUACUAGGUCAGGUCAGAUAGAGAGGAGGGAAUGCGGAUUCGAGCGGUCGUUGGCAGUUGUAAAUGGUUUCGUUCUCGUCAUGUUCGCUGUGAAUCUGGUGAUGUGUGUGAUUGUGUUGUGUGCAUGAACUGAGCUGUUGAGCUUGACAGACAGAGA